Molecule: messenger RNA, 2816 nt
Organism: Hylaeus volcanicus
Lineage: Eukaryota; Metazoa; Arthropoda; Insecta; Hymenoptera; Colletidae
Gene: Stam
Product: signal transducing adapter molecule 1
Exons: 10
Coding region: 816-2384 (522 amino acids)
Biological process (GO): protein transport to vacuole involved in ubiquitin-dependent protein catabolic process via the multivesicular body sorting pathway
Cellular component (GO): ESCRT-0 complex
Molecular function (GO): phosphatidylinositol binding; ubiquitin binding
Source: RefSeq, a predicted model, not a curated record
UCGUGCAUGCGCACUGAUUUUUGCGUCAGUAAAGUAUCUAAUACGACCAUAAAACUGGUGCCCUUAGUCGCCCUAAAGAAAAAUAGAAUUAUAAAUGAAAAUUGGAAAUACUUCUACAAUAAUAUUGUGUGGAUAAAUUAUAACAUAGAGAUAGGUGUUAAAAUAAUUUUACAGACAAAACAAAUUUUUUAUAACUAAAAAAAUGAUUUUCAUGAUUUUGGCGCCAACCGUUGCUAUGGGAUCAUAUAUUGUUUCCUAUAGCUACAGCACUGCGCGCUCAGCUUUUCUCGGCGCGCAUGCGCAAGCGUGACCCAAAUCUGCCAUCACGGAUCUGUAUUAACAUUGGUAGAUAAAUAUAAUCUAGAUAAAGUAGUUCAAACUUCUCUCGUAAGAUGACGAUAGUAUAACCUCAACAACGUCAUUCGAUCUAUCGAUUAUCGACGUUCAUUUCAAUAUGUUCCCUUAAAAGUCAAAUUAUCCAAAUAUUCAACAUUUUCGAUCAUUUCUCGCAUUAAAAACAUCGAGUAUAUAGAAUUUCUUUCGAGUUGCCGCACCACUACCAUCGAUGUACCAUUUGAUAAGAAAAUUGGUGACGUUAAAUGUUCGCGUUUGACGUUGGCUCGAGAUACGGUUCGAUAGUAUCGAGCUUUUUUGGCAGGUCGAAAGAAAGAUGUCCUUCGAUGGUAGAUUAGAAUGUUAUUAGUCAUUCGGUCUUGUGUUUGUAAGUAAAUAUCAGCUGGAUGCGCAAGAGGAAACGCAACGCGAUUCCGUGACAGGACGUAACUGUGUCUCUUUCGUCGAAUCCAGGAAUCGAGAUGAGUCUUUUCCAGAACUCCUCGCCUUUCGACGCUGACGUCGAGAAAGCAACUAGCGAGAAGAAUAUGUCAGAAGAAUGGGGGAAGAUAAUGGAUAUCUGUGACAAAGUAGGAACCUCUACUCAAAGUGCAAAGGAUUGUUUACGAUCGAUUGUCAAAAGACUGUAUUCUCCCGAUCCACACAUUGUUAUACAAGCGUUAACAUUGUUGGAUGCGUGUGUAAGCAAUUGUGGUAAAACGUUUCACCUGGAAAUUGCAUCGAGAAAUUUUGAGAACGAUUUGAGAAAGUUAGUUAAUCAUUCCCAGCCGCAGAUAGCAGAAAGAACAAAGGGUCUUUUGAAAAAAUGGGCCGAAGGUGAUUUCAAAAGCGAUCCUCAACUAAAUUUAAUUCCAAGUUUGUACAACAAAUUGAGAAACGAAGGUCACAAGUUCACUACUCUCUCAGAUAUGAAAAGCUUACUGCGUAAAAAUCCAAAUGUGGUAACAAAUUCACAGGAAGAGGAAGAUCUUGCAAAAGCCAUAGAACUUUCACUUAAGGAAACUAAAGCACAGAGUCAAGUGCUCUCUUCGCAUAGUUCACCAGCAUCAAAGAAGAGUACCAGUUUAUACCCAAACGUAAGUUCUGCUCUUGGUACUUCCAGCAGUUCUGAAGGCAGGAAGGUUCGUGCUCUCUAUGACUUUGAGGCAGCAGAAGAUAACGAAUUAACAUUUUUAGCUGGAGAAAUAAUUAACAUCUUGGAUGACUCCGAUCCAAAUUGGUGGAAAGGCACCAAUCACAGAGGCGAAGGACUUUUUCCUUCGAAUUUUGUUACUGCAGAUUUAUCUGUAGAGCCUGAACAGUUCACAAAGUUAGAACACAGUAAUAAAAAAAUGGUUCAAUUUGCUGAAGAAGUAGAAGUGAAAACGGUAAAGAGGGAGCCAGAAGUGAUCGAAGUUGAAAUAGAUGAAAGAAAAAUGGAUAAACUUCUACACUUGCUGCACGAAGCCGAUCCUCAGUGUGAUACAUCUGAUCCACAAGAAAUGAUCGACUUAGAAGAACAAGUGACCGCGAUGGGACCGCUGAUAGAUGCAGCUUUAGAGAAAGUGGACAGGAGGCACGCGCAGCUGACUCAGUUAAGUUCUGAUUUGGUGGAUGCUCUUAAUUUAUACCAUACGUUGAUGCGAGAACCUCCACCUCCCACAACGUCUAGCUACACCCUACCCAAGAUGCCACCGCAUAUAAAUCCAUAUCAAUUUCAAACUCCAGGACCACCACAUAUAUUUAACGGGGUGCCUCCACCUCAUCAACCUUCUUUUUCUAUCGGGGCUGGUUCAUCUGUACCAUAUGGUACCAACAAUCCAACGAACGAAUACAUAGGGCCUGCUAGCAUGCCAAACAUGACAUUACCCCAACAUUUUCACAUGCAAUCAGGACCACAUCAGCAUCCUCCUGGUCACUCUCAGGGUCCACCAGUGCUUGAACAUAAUAGCCUCCCUUAUUCUCAGCAAGGGCACGCCCAGCAAAGCGGACCCCUAAACCAGCUCAACCCUGCGAGAUAUGAAAUAUGUCCACUGUUCACUCACGGUUAAACAUGCGGCCGAAAACAUAUACACCCCCAUUUUGUUAAGACAAGGUUCGUCAAAUGCCCCUUUUUUUAUUUAUGCAAGGUUACAUACACCUUUUUGUUAUUACGACAAGGUCCCCACAAGGGAUAUAUUAUACUUCUUUUUCUUCUAAUUACCCAAAGUACAUAUUAUACUUCUCUUUUACCACUGUUAUUCAAAUGCAUCCAUUAACUGAACCAUCCAGUUUCGUUGCAAGUUCUAAUAAAUGGAGUCCUACUGCGAUUAAAAUUUGUCACCAUAUCUUAUACCUUUAUAAAACAUUUUUAAAUAUAGAAUACAUGUACCCUGUAUUUGAUACAGCGAUAUAGCAUUACUGAGCAUUUGACCACUACUUUGUUACAGUAUUCUUAGAUUCAUUAACAUAUUCUUGGCAUAGGCAUCGUUAUUGAAUAAAUC